CACAUCCAUCCGUAUCCGUACGAACGAUCGCUUCCGUCCGUAUGUUUUGCUGUCGCUAUCGCCGACGCUGCUGCCAGUGGUGACGUAUUGUCCAGCGGACAGUGUGUGUGUGUGUGCGUGUGUCGUGAUCUUCGCGAUCGUCGUCGCCGCCGCCGCCGCCGCCAGUUGAUAUAACAUUAUUAUCAUUUGCUUUAUCAUUGCAAUAUUAUUUUCGACAGUCUUCUUCGUCGUCGCGUCGUCGUCGUCGUCGUCGUUUUACGCGGGAUCGUAAAUUGUGUUUCACGCGUCGCCGUCGUCGUUCUCCGAUAAUAAGGGCUGGCGACCGGGCAGUAACGCGGCGCCCCGUGUGAGUACACCAACUCCGACAACUGGUGCCGCUGCUCCGCUACACAAUGGCCGGCAACAUGGGAAUGGAACAAUUGAUACCCAUCGUGAACAAGCUGCAGGACGCCUUCACACAGCUGGGCGUGCACAUGCAGCUCGACCUGCCCCAGAUUGCGGUGGUCGGCGGUCAGAGCGCCGGUAAAAGUUCCGUGCUGGAGAACUUUGUCGGAAGGUAAAAAGCGAUUCUGGGCCGGUAUCAUAACACAGUGCCUACCUUUUAUUUGCCUACGACCUAGACAUGUUAGCCGUACCGGAUGAGUAACGUGCAAUUCGUUGUGUAGGGGCUGUCUGUGUGAAAUGUGUCGCCCAACUCGCGAGUGACACACUGACAGGAUGUAACAUCAGCUUACCGGAUUGUAGUAUAAAAUAUGAGCCCGGCGCGUUUAAAAUUUAACAGUAUACUCGGACGAUUGUCUCGAUACGAUAAUUGUGAACCUACUUAUCGAUAGGCGGGUGACAUCGCACAAAGGUUUCCCGAAAACAAUCCUUUUUUUUAUUUUAUUCAGCCCUAGGCGUGUUAAUGUUCAUUCUUAAUAGGUAUGAGUAAUAUCAAAUAUGACUAAUGAAUUUCAUGUUUGCCUAUGGCACAAUGCGGUACUUAUAUUAUUUUCAAUUAAUAUACGAUUCGUUUGUGUUGUGAUGAGACAGCUUUUUUGUGUACCUACUUCUGUUUUGCAUUUGGGUACCUACACCGUUUGUUUAUUGUUUUAUUGAUUUUCAUGUAUUUCAGUUAAAUACUUAAAUACAAACCUGAGAUUAGACCGAAGAGAAUACAACUACGUGUCUAGGUGAAGAUAUAAGAUAUUAUUGGUUUAUCUUUACAAUACUCACCUGUAUCUAUAUAUUAUGUACAUUAUUCGUGUAAAGUGACAUUUUAAAACAUACCAUGGUAUAGACAGUUAAGCAAGUGUACCUACGUAUUUUAUUUGGAUUGGGUAAAUAUCAACAUCGAACUGUACACACGAGUCAUAACGGUUUUGGAGGUUUUUUAAUGUUUUAUUAGCCACUGUUGAUUUAUCUCUGGGUUUUUCAGUUUAUAGUCAGAUGGACGAUACCUAAAUAUUGUUAAUUGCAAAUUGCAAUAUUUACCUACCUAUUUAAUUUGGCUAUUUUCAAAUGCCAAUGUACUAACAGCACCAUCUUAAUUGUUUGCUCUUAAAGGAUUUUAAUCCAAAUCAAUGACAAUUUUCAACCAUUUUGAUAUUUAUCAAUUUUCAUACGUACCUAUACUGUGUAUAGUACUAAUGUUAUUGUUAUAUAGUAUAAUAUUUGUAUUUGAAUAAUCACAUUAUUAUAACAUGCGUGUCUAGUUAAAUAUGUUUUUUUUUUAUCUAGUUGUCUAUUUAUCCGAUGAAGCACCAGAUUGAUAUCAAAUAUAACUGUUUUUGUUAGAUUUAAUAUCACUAGAAAUGAUUUUAUUGGUAGCUAUCAAUUUCAUUACCUUGCUCAUCAUUCGAUUUUGUAGUUUUCCUUUCUGAAGAAUUAAGAUCAAUCAUAUUGGCCGUUUAAUUUUUAAAAUUAAACUUUAGUUAAUCAUUUUUUAAUUAUUUUUUCUUUUAUCUUGUAUCUAAUUAUAAAUUUACAUUUUAAGUAUAUACUAUACUUACGAUAUAAAUAUAUUUUAUUUAUUUGUUUUGUUAUUGUAUAUCACCUUGUAUAUUACUAUAAAGUCUAUUUGACCCCCUCUCUAUCUAAUACUUUGCUUUUCAAAGAGAAAUCUUGUAAAAAACUGACUCACUUCUAGAUAGAAAUUUUGGUCAAUGAUUUCUGUUAUUUUAUUAACUGACAUUGCACUCCAUAUUUACUCAUGUGUAACCUUUUAGAUUAACUAGAAUAGUUUUCUUUCAAACAGUUUAAGCUGAAAACAUUUUGCUUAAACAUCUCCAUUUAUAUAUUUCUAGGUAUAUUACAUAUCUAAUUAAUAUUGUAAUUAAUCUGUGAUUAUUAACUUUUGAUCCAAGUUAUUCUAAUAUUUUCAAAUUAAUUCAUAUAAUAUAUGUAAUAUUAUUAGGGUUUGGAUUUCUAAGAAAAUUAUUUACAAUUUCGUUAGAUAAUAAUUGGUAUAUUGAUUUAAGAUAAAAAUUUUAUUUCCGUAGAUUUAUAAACUAAUUUUUCAGUUAGUAAUUUAUUGUAUUUAAACUAAUGCAAAUUAGUUUAAAUUUAAAUAUUAAACAAUUACCUAUUUUUGUGUGAUACUCUGUUAUUUUUGGAGGGUACUUAUAAUAUAUUGAAUAAGUUUUAUCUGUAUACCAGUACUAUAGCCAGAAUAAAUUGUUCAGGGGGAGGGGGUGCAAUAAUAAUUAAAACUUUUAAAACGUUGCACUGUAAUACUCCACUUAUAAAAUUAUAAUAUAGCGCCUCAAACAUUUGAAUACAUUUUUUUAUGAAGUAAAUUAUUAAUUUAUAUUCACUUUAUUGAUUUUAACUAAUAUCCAUCAACUUUAUUUAUAACGUUAAUAUGUGAUAUUGUAUUGGUAUUUUUAAUUUUGUAUCAAUAUUAAAGUACUUACUGUUUACAGUAAGUAGUUCAAUCAGAAAAUACUUAAAUAAAAAAUAGUUAAUAGUUAAGAACACUUAAUUGUAACAACAUAGUCCCAGCUACACAACAAAGCCAAAACAUAAAUAAAUUAAUAGCUAAUGUAAAUCUCAUUUAUCUUGGUGAAUUUAUUUAAAUUUAAAAUUAAAAUUAAAAUAAUAUAAAUGUUGUUAUUAUUUAAACUUUUAAAUGUAUUAAUCUAAUUAAUUAAGAUAAAUCUUAUUAAUUAAUAAUGAUUAUUAUAAAAAUAAAUAAGAUAAACUUUUUAAGAUUUAAUAUAGUUAACAUAACAAAUUAAACAUGAUAGCUACUGUUCAGUGCAACCAUAAUAAAACAAAUAUAAACAUUUUUAUAUAGUAUAAAAUCAAGUAGUUUUAUACUGUACGUUUUAUUUUUUUAUUCCUUUAAAAAGAUAAUGGGCCCACUGAACGAGUAUGUAUGGGAGCCCGGAGUAUACAUGCAUAUAAUACGUGUUUUAUACGUUCCAACCCUGAUCUUUAUUGUAACCCAUUAAAUUUUUAAACCAAGUUUAUAACUGGUUAACCAUGUUUGGUUAUUAACUAUAAACUCAAUUUAAAAUUCAGAUAAGUAAUUGCCUUUGCUUAAGUUGGUGAAAGAGGUUCUUAAAAGUAAAUGUAAUAAUUAUUAGUUAAAACAAUCUAUGUAUUGUACUUAUAUUUUUGUAUUAAUUAUUAUUCAUUUUAUUUUUAGGGAUUUUCUUCCAAGAGGUUCAGGAAUUGUAACUCGACGUCCUCUUAUACUUCAGCUUAUAAAUAGCACAUUAGGUAAGUUAAAUUGUUUUUUUUCAAACAUAAUAUGUUUAAUUAUCCUAUUAAUUAAAUAGUUAUUAAAAGUAAACUUUUCAUUAGACAUAGAAAACAGUAACCUAGUUCUAAUCCUUAUCAAUACUUAAUACAUUUAAGUUAUAUAUUUUACAUUCGUUAGUCAUUUGUAUAUCAGUGGCGUAACUAGGACCAAUUUGUGGGGGGUGAUAUGAAUAUUUAUCAUUAGUUAAAAAAAAAAAAACAUUUAUAGGUAUCUUACAAAUUAUAAUUAAUUAUAUUAUAUUACAAUAAUAUUUCCAGUUUCCUUGAUUUUUUGCCAGGUAAUCAGUUUCUUCAACAUUUAAUUUAAUAUGUCUAUUGAUAUUGAAGACAAUCCAUUAAGUCUAACCUAACACAAAAACAAAAAUACGAAACCCAUAAAUUAAUCUUGAUUUAUAGUUGAACAAUGAAAUCUAAAAAUUAAAACUAGAUUACAUACUUCCAUCAUAGUAUUAGGUAAAUAGGUUUUUAUACGUUUUAAACUCAAAAAGAUUCUUUUAGGUGUAGCUGUUGACACGGGAAGUGUACAUUAAAUCUUGAGAAGAAUAUGUAUAUUGUGGUAUAAAUCUUCAUGGCAUAGAAAAAGAGUAUCUAGUGCAGUCUUUAUACAUAAAUUAUUAGUAGAUAUUUUUUUUGAUAUUUAAACUCAGUUAAUGACACAUGCUUGUCAAUCUCUGGUGAGUAAAAUUCAACUAGUUUAUUAAAUUUACCAAUUUCUUCAAGAGUUAGUUUAGAAGUAUUUGGAUUAUAUUAAAGAGGUAUUUAAUUCAUAAGAAAAUUUAAAUUAUCUAUUCAACUGAUAUAAUCUAUAAACUAUAAUUAUAUAUAAUUUGUAUCACAGUGUACCUACAAUUUACUUACUUGGUAAUUGUUAUAUUAUCAUUAUCUAUAGAGAAAAUGGGUGAGCAAAAAUGUAUAGGACAUUUGCCCAAUCAAUUUUAAAAUUAUAAAUUAUAAUACAAUAAAAAAAAAAAAAAUGUCUGGUGGUUGAUUUAUCACCUAAAUAUCACCCCCUUAGUUACGUUACUGGUUUAUAUAAUAAUAGUUUACUUUGAAAAUAAUAAUUCAAUCUAAAAAUAUUAUAAACAUAGGUAAAACUAUUCAUGAUUUGAUUUCUAAAUAUCAUGUGCAUUAUUUUUUAUACUGUUAUGAAUUUAAUAAAAACUGAUAAAGAUGCUUUUUCAAUUUUUUUUUUUAUGUAAAUGUAUGUCAUACUUAUAUGCUAAAAUAUAUAAAAAUGAUUAAAUUACCUUAAGAUGUUUCAUUAAACUUCUAUUAUUAUUUACCACUUAACAAAAUCAUUUAUUUAUACAUAUAUCUAUAUUAUUUGCAUCUAUAUUAAUUUUAACAUUUUUAAAAAAGUUUUUUUUUUAUUUGUUAAUUUAAAAAUUGUAUAUAUCUACUUACAUUUAUUUCUAAAUUGCAUUAAUUAAUUAAACUUAAAAAUUAAAAUGUAAUUAAAGAAUUAACAUAAGAUGUAGUAAAAUAUUUAAUAUUAUCUAUGACUAAUAAUUAUUUUCAAUUUUUACAGAAUACGGAGAAUUCCUCCACUGCAAAGGAAAAAAGUUUUCAGAUUUUGAUGAAAUCAGGCGUGAAAUAGAAGGUGAAACUGAUCGUAUGACCGGAUCUAAUAAGGGAAUAUCAAAUAUACCGAUUAAUUUGAGGGUAUAUUCACCUAAUGGUAAGUACGAGGUGCAUUAGAUGUUUAUUUAUGAAAUCAUAAUUUGAAUUAUUAAAAGAAUAAUGAUAAUAGUUUAGUUAAACGAAUGAAAACGAAGUUGUUAGGUAUUUUUGUCAAAAUAAUGAUUAAAGUAUUUCACAUAAUAUUUUAAAUGUACAAUAUAAGAAAUAUCUACAUUUUUUAACAUAUAGGUAAUAUAUAUAAUUCUAUAAAUAUUUUGAAAUCUUAUAUUAUUAAGUGUAUUAUUAUUUAUUACUAUUGAAUAAAAUGUUUUUAACUAUCAUUAAUUAAAAUUAUUAUUUUCUUGGAACUUAAAAAAUAAGAAGUUGUAAACUAAUUUUGUAUUAAGUUUUACACAAAUAUUUAUUACAUUCUGAAUUAUUGAAAUAAAUUUUUUUUUAUUACUCUAUAAGCCAUUUUACUAUGGUUAUUAUUUAUAACAUGUAAACAGUUUUAAACAUCACAUUGAUCGAUUUGCCCGGCUUGACGAAAGUGCCAGUGGGCGAUCAACCAGUUGACAUUGAACAACAAAUCAAAGACAUGCUGUUCCAAUUUAUCACAAAAGAAACAUGUCUUAUAUUGGCUGUAACUCCGGCUAACACUGAUCUGGCCACUUCUGAUGCUUUACAAAUAUCAAAACAAGUUGACCCAGACGGUAAACGUUAAUCGGCCAGUAAUCUACUCGCCAAUAUUGCACCAACUCAUGCUAUUAGCAUUUUUGUUGUAUUUUUUUUAGUUUUCGUUAGAAUUCUAUAUUGCUUCAGUUUUUUGUUUUUUUUUAAACUUACCGAUUUUACUUACCAACCUAAUAAUUUAACUAUGAAUGGAGACUGUAACCAGUAUUUAAAAAUAAUCAUUAAUAAUUAAAAAUAAAUUUCAAAGGAUAGGGUAGGCUACAAAGUAAUGAAUUUAAUUUGAUAAUGUAUAGAUGGUGUAUUGGUGGCCUUUGUGUAGUUUUGCUAGUAUUAUUUUCCAGUGUUGAACCUGACCCUUGUUGAUUUGCCUGGUAUGACCAAAGUACCUGUUGGGGACCAACCUCCCGACAUAGAACACCAAAUAAGAGCAAUGUUAUUCACUUUUGUUAAACGAGAUAAUUGCCUGAUUUUGGCUGUAACACCGGCCAACCAGGAUUUGGCCAACAGUGAUGCAUUAAAAAUUUCGAAAGAAGUUGACCCUGAAGGUAAGAAAUCGAAAAUAUUUUCAUCUAUGAUUUUGUUUAUUAACAAAUUAUUGAAAUUAAUCUCUCAUUUCUAAAUCAACAUUUUUGACAAAGGUUAUUUGGGUAUUUGGGAAAUUAUAAUUGGCAUACCUAUAAAAAGAUAAAAAUAUACUCUGAUAUAGGUAUAGUUGGUUUUAAAAAGUAUUGGCUUUAAAAUGUUAAAAGGAUGUUUAAUUUUUUCAUAAGGAUUUUAUUAUUGAAUAGAAACUACUCCAUUCACUGUGUGAAUAUAUUUGUUUAUUUCAAAUUUUUUAAAUUUUUUUUAUAGAUUUUAUGUUUAUUACACGCUUAAUAAGUAAUUAUUCGGAGAUUUACUGUAGUGGAACUUUGCAUGCUAUAUAUAAAAUAAUACAUUAAAAAAAAAAAUUAAAUAAAUUAUUAUUAUUUACAUUUAUUCAUUAUCAAUAUUUCAUUUUUUUUUUCAUUGCAACCAAUUUUUGAAUUUUUUGAAAAAAAAGCAUGUAUUAUACACUAUAUGCAUACAAGUUGCCCAUGUUUGUUACAGGUAGACAUCUAAAUAUAAUUUAAUAAAUGUAAAAGCUACUGUAAUUACUGUAAUAGAAAUUUGUUUUGUGGCAUUCCUUUUUAUUUGUAUAUAAAAACUAAAAUUUAUAAUUUCUCAUUUAGGUAUGCGAACUAUUGGUGUCAUAACAAAACUGGAUUUAAUGGAUGAAGGAACUGAUGCUAGAGAUGUACUAGAAAACAAACUUCUACCUCUCAGACGUGGUUACAUUGGUGUAGUAAACAGAAGUCAGAAAGAUAUUGAUGGCCGCAAAGACAUAAAAGCAGCCUUAGCCGCAGAAAGAAAAUUUUUCUUGGGGUUGGCUGAUAUUAUAUAUUUUGAAUUUCAGUAUAGACAAUAUUUUAAAAUAUAAUAUUUUUGUUUAGACAUCCAUCUUAUAGACAUAUGGCUGAUAGACUUGGUACACCAUAUUUGCAAAGAGUUUUGAAUCAACAAUUGACGAAUCAUAUUAGAGAUACAUUGCCAGGUCUUAGGGAUAAAUUACAAGUAUGUUUUAUUUUAUUUUUACUAAGUUCGCGGUUACUUAUAAUUUAAUUAUUUUCAGAAACAAUUACUUACAUUAGAAAAGGAUGUUGAACAAUUUAAAUACUUUAGGCCAGAUGACCCUGCUAUUAAAACCAAAGCAAUGUUACAGUAAGAAAUUUAAAGUCCAGCAAUAUUAUAUUAUAUUUAUUGUAUUAUUAUAUAUAUUCUCAUUAAUGUAGAAUGAUACAACAGCUUCAAUCUGAUUUUGAACGCACAAUUGAAGGUUCUGGUUCUGCUCAGAUUAACACCAAUGAGCUCUCUGGAGGUGCCAAAAUUAAUCGUUUGUUCCAUGAACGUUUUCCAUUUGAAAUAGUGAAAAUGGAAAUUGAUGAAAAAGAACUCAGAAGAGAAAUAGCAUUUGCCAUUAGAAACAUUCAUGGUGUGUAAUAUACUAAGAGCUUGAAUUUGUGAUUGACUAAAUACUAUUUUUAUUUAUAGGUAUCAGAGUUGGUUUGUUUACACCUGAUAUGGCUUUUGAAGCUAUUGUGAAAAAACAAAUUGCCAGAUUGAAAGAACCAUCUUUAAAAUGUACUGAUCUUGUUGUUAAUGAAUUGUCUAACGUAGUUAGAAUUUGUACUGAUAAGGUAAGAACAACAUUGAUAAUAAUAAUAAAAAUAAAAAUUUUAUUUUAAUUAAAUGAUACUAAAAAAAAAAAAUAAUAGAUGUCCAGAUAUCCACGUUUGCGAGAGGAAACAGAACGCAUCAUUACAGCAUAUAUCCGCAAUCGUGAGCAAAUGUGCAAAGAACAGUUAAUUUUAUUGGUUGAAUGUGAAUUAGCCUAUAUGAAUACUAACCAUGAAGAUUUUAUUGGGUUCGCUAAGUAUGUAACUGCUUUUUGUUUAAAUAAUAUAAAGUAAUGUUAAUCAUAUAAAUUAUUUAUAACAUUGUUAUAUUAUAGUGCACAGCAAUCGUCUGAUAAUUCUAAUAAAACUCAUAAACUCGGAAAUCAGGUGAUUCGAAAAGGUUGGAUGUGUAUUCAUAAUUUGGGCAUUAUGAAAGGUGGAUCUAGAGAUUAUUGGUUUGUUCUGAUGUCUGAAAAUAUCUCAUGGUUCAAAGAUGAAGAGGUAUACUGAAAAUAAUAUCAACUAUAUAUCUAUAUUAUUAACUUUAUAUUAUAUAUAAAAUUAUCAUUUUUAAGGAAAGAGAAAAGAAAUAUAUGUUACCAUUGGAUGGAUUGAAAAUCAAAGAUGUUGAACAAGGUUUUAUGUCACGUCGUCAUACAUUUGCAUUAUUUAAUCCAGAAGGUCGUAAUGUUUACAAGGUGAACUUUGAAUAUAACUAUGUGUAAGAUCAAGCCUACUCUCCACUGGUUUACUUAAGUUUUCAAUUAAAAUAAAAAUUGAAUUAUAACUUUUAACAUUAAUGUGUUUUAAAUGAUUGAUGUUGAGAUAUUAUGUCAUAAUAAUAAUUUAUUUUCUCAAAUUGAUUUUAAUUUAAACAUCUUAAAUUAUGUACAUGCAAACAUGAAGUAUAAAAAAAAUAAAAAUAUUCAUAUAUUUAUAUUAAAUUUUUCUAAGUGAUCAGUGGAGAAUUGGUUUAUAACAUUUUUUUUUAUUACUUAAAUAUAUGUUUUAGGAUUAUAAACAGCUAGAAUUGAGUUGUGAGACACAGGAUGAUGUUGAUUCAUGGAAAGCGUCAUUUUUACGUGCAGGUGUAUAUCCAGAAAAAUCAUCAGAUAUAUCUAACAGUGAUGAGGUAAAACUAAAUUUGUGAUUAAGAAAAAGACCCAAUUUAACAAUAUAUAUAUAUACAACAUUUAUUUAAUAUUACUAUUUUUUUUUUUUUUACCUUCCGAUCAGGAUGGUCGUGAGGUUAGUGUCAAAUUUAUAUAAUUAGUACUAUUUUGAUGUAACAUUAUUAUAAAAUUAUUAUUAACUUUAAUUUUGUGAUGUUUAUAGAGCAGUACAGAAUCUACUACAUCUAUGGAUCCAGUUUUAGAAAGACAAGUGGAGACUAUUAGAAAUUUAGUUGAUUCGUAUAUGAAAAUUGUCACCAAAUCUUGCCGCGAUCUAGUCCCUAAAAUCAUAAUGCAUUUGAUUAUUAACAACUCAAAAGAUUUUAUUAAUGGAGAAUUAUUAGCUCAUCUCUAUGCUUCUGGUGAUCAGGUAAUUAAUAUUAAACAUUUAAAACAAAAUUAGUUCUUAUGACAUUUAUUAAAAGAUAUGCACAGAAAAAUUAUUUACUUUUUAUAUGGAAUAUAAUGAUUUUUUUUUUUAAAUAUGUGCCCAAAGACAAUUAUUUGUAUUGAUGUAUACAUUAUUUAUUUAAGUCCCAAAUGAUGGAAGAAAGUGCAGAGGAAGCUGUAAAACGUGAAGAAAUGAUGCGCAUGUACCAAGCAUGUAAAGAAGCUUUAAGAAUUAUUGGCGAUGUAUCUAUGGCAACUGUAACUACACCUGUUCCACCACCAGUCAAGAAUGAUUGGCUAGCAUCUAGUCUUGAAAACCCUAAGUAAUAUAUUUUGUUAAAAACAUAAGUAUAUAUUUUUCAUUUUGUUUAACUAUAAAGAUUGUCCCCACCAAGUCCUGGUGGCGCAGGACGCAAAGGAGUAUCUGUUAACUCAACACCCUUAAAUGCUGCCUCAAGAGCUCCUCCCCCUCCUCCAGCUUCAGGAAGACCAGCUCCAGCAAUACCUAACAGACCUGGGCCAGAACAGGCACGACAACCUCCUGCUCCACCUGGUAGGCCUGGUGGUCAGGGACUUCCUCCACCUUUAAUUCCUUCGUAAGUGAAUUUUAGCAUUUUAUUGCUUUAAAUAUAUAUUAUAAGUAAUUCUCAUUAUAUUAACUUUAAAUAUUUAGUUUUUUUUAAAAAAAAAAUUAUAAAUUUAUAUUAUAAAAACUAGUGCCCAGCUAUACUAGCUUCACUAACAAUUUUCAGCUAGUUAGCUAUGUACUUAAUGAUAGUACUCACUAACAUGUAGUUAGUUUGAGUUACUAACAUUUAGUGUAAAAGGCAGCAACGGCGACGGUGUGGUUUUUUUAAAUUUCAGACGCCGUUGAAAUGUAUUGUCGAGCAUGUCUUCAGUGGCCGAUUAAAUCUACAACUCCAUUAAUAAUAACCAUUAUAUUCAUAACCAACUAAUCUAUUCACAUAAAUUGAAGCCACAGUAAGCUAAAUUUGGUCCAUUAGUUUUAUUUUUACAAUUAAUUUGAGUGAUUAAUAUUAGUGUUUAUAUUAUUUAUUUGUUAAAAAAUUUAUAUUUGUGUAUACAUACAUACAUAUAUAUAUAUAUAUAUAUAAAUAUAAAUACAUAUAUAUAUAUAUUUGUUUUGUAUUCGUUAUGUUGGUAAAUAUCAUUGUAUAGGUUAGCACAUCAGUAUAAUUAGGUAAUUAGAUGUUAUUUACCUAGGUUACCUAAUAAGUAAUAAUUGUUAAAAAAUUCACAAUUUGUAAAAGUUGUUAAGUAAUAUAUUUAUAAAAUUGUAAUUUAUAUUUCCUAUAUUAGGAAUUAUCACAGUCAUCUUCUAAUAAUAUUAAUCAUUGGUAGUGAUUGUGGAAUACAUUCAUAAAUAAUAAUUAUUAGAAUAUUUUAAGGUAUUUAAUAUUUUUAUUGUCUUCAUAUUUUAUUUUAAUUUUUUAGCUCAUAUUUAAUGAACUAUCAGAUCAUGUAAAUCGUUAUUAUUUAAUCAGUUUAAGAAGUGAUAUUAAUUUCUGGUUAUUGAUUUUGUCAACAAAAUUAUGUCUAUUUAGUUUAAGAUAUUUAUUUUAUGUUUUUUCUUGUUUGCAUAGUCAAGAAAAAGUUUUUGAAUUUCUUUUAGAAAUAAUAAAUAAUUGACAAAGUAAAAUAAUACCGUAAUGUUUGAGUGUCAUCUGGAUAAUAUUGACAUUAUUUUGAAAAUACACACUUUACACAUUUUUUAUGAUUAGUAAGCUGCGUAAUUAAGUUAAAUAUACAGACUUUGCUUUUGAAAAGUUAAUUAAAAUUGUUUUUAAUGCUAAAAUGAUUUAAACAUUUUUUUUUUUUUUUGUAAGAACAGUAGCAACCAAGUUGGGGAAUACACAUUAUUAUUAGUUAGCGUUAUAUAAUGUGCCAGAUUGCUGGUGAGAGCAUUCUUUUAAUGUUUGGUAAUAAUAACUGUCAGUAAUAAGCUUUAUUAAGGGCCGAAAGCUGCAAUGUUUGGAGCAUAUAAUGACAAGAGGUGAGAACGAAACAGUUAGAGCAGCAUUGGUGCGGAAGCCGGAAGGGAAAAGACCUAGGAAAAGUUGAAUUGAUGUGGUGGAAGAUCUAAAAACUCUUGGAGUUGAGAAUUGGAGGGUGACAGUUCAAGAUACAGAUAGAGAGAGAGAGAGAGAGAUAGUGUGUGUGUGUGAGAGGGAGAGAGAAUAAUAACUGCUAACAUUGUUUAUAUCCAAAUAUAAGUUACAUUAAAUAAAUUUCAAAUAAUUUUAGUUACUGUUAAUUGAUUUAAGUUAAUUUCCAAGCCACCAAAAUUGGACAGGUCCCUGUUGCAUAUCUAUUUCAUAUAUUUUAAAUGGUCUUUUAUUUUUACAACUUAAUCUGCAACAAUAUUACUUUUUGAAACUUAUCAGAAUCAAAAUAAUAAUAAUAUUAAUUUAAACACAUUUUCCUUGGCUAUGUAUUGACUGAAUUCUGAAAUAUUUAGGUAAAUUGAUAAUUUAAAUAUUUUAUUUUUUUAGUUAAAGAUGUAGUUAUAAAUAAAAGCACCUACUUUUAUGUUACUAAAUACAUUAUAUUAUUUAACGCUUUAAUGCAAUUUAUAUAAAUGUAUAUAUACACAUUAUUAUUAUAUACAAAACAUGGAAACAAAUGCUUUUGCUGGUAAUAAUAAUAUUGGUGUCAGUUAUGAACUAAUUUAAUGUUAAUGUUACACCAAUGGGUUUAUGGUACAAAUAGAUUGUUGAUAUAUAUUUAAUAAUUUUAUUUUAUCUUUUAAAAAAUAAUUAUCUAUAGACCUGCAUAAGAAUUAUCUGUAACUAAGAAAAAAAAAUAAAUAAAAAUUAUGGCUAUGCGCGAGUUAUAUAUUCAUAUUAUUAUGAUGGUGAUUGGCGAUAAUAGGCGAGGAGCAGCAAUGCCACAAAUACCGCAACGUAUACAGCAAGCUGUCAGCCAAGCUGUUGCACAAGUAGCUGUCAAUGAGCUUACCAACGCUUUUGCCAACCGUUUCAAAUAAUCCGUGUAUCUAACUUAAUAGCUGUAUACAUAACAUGGUGAGUUAAAUUAACAUUUAUUGACUUAAAACUAAGUUUUUUUUUUUUUUUAUAAGAUGUAUUUUCAUUUGUCUUGAAAUGUUUCGGUUACUGAUUAUACAAAGACUAUUACUUAAGUAUUUUUGAUUUUGUCUGUAUGGGUUCUGUUAAUGUAUUUAUUAAAUACAACAAAUAUAUCUACUAUUACUAGUCUAAUUUUCACUCACCUAUUUUGAAUUAUAGAAAUAUUCUUCACAAAACAAUAAAAAACUGUAUACUACAAUAAUACUAUUUUAUAAUUCAUUAUUCUUCUACACUCCUAUUAUGCUAAUUAAUAAAAAAAAAAAAAACCGAUGAAAUUUGAUUGCAUCAUUAGGGGUUGGGGUUGAAAGUUGAAACCUCGGAAGGUCAUAUCUUUGUUACCAACACCAUGCUUACACAAAAUAUCAUCAUCUAGGUUUUCAUUAAAGGUGUUUGUAGAAAUAUUCAAAAUACCUUCCUCACUCAAUAAUAUGGUGAAGCUCGAUCCAUCUUUUAUCACUUCAAGCCUCCUAUAAAAAAAUCUUUAAUUCCUAAAUUUAAGCUCAUUUGGUCUAGGAGUUGCUCAAAGUCUCAAAAAGUGGUAGAAAAAGAUAUAAUAUACAUAUAUAUUAUUACAGACACAAUAUAGUGCGAUAGUUUUUUGAGAAAAAUAUAACAACAAAUACAUAUUCAUGUAUCAUUUAUUGACUUAUAUUACAUUUUUAUUUUUAAGUCAAUUUAUUAUUUGAUUAGUUUCGAAUAUUAAGUAUGCUGAAUAUGUGUACAAUUUACUAUUUAAGACAAAUGAAACAUGUGCGAACAUAGGAUAUUUUUUUUAGUUUAUAGGUUAUUAUUUAAAAAAGUAAAUGUAUGCAAACAUUGUUUUGGUUCUUUAAUUUCAGCACGUGAAGAAAUUGUCUAGACUUGAUUUAUCUUCUAUUUUAGAAGCAUGCAAAUGUCCAAAAAACAAGACAAAAUAUUCUUAUUUAAAAAAUAUAUUUAUAUAAUUGUUAAUAGAUUAUACUAUCUAUCCUUUUUAGGAUAAUUUAAAAUGUUUUAAUCAUAGUUUAGAUAUGAUAUACGCAUGAAAUGUGAUUAUUAGUGACUAAUUGAAUGUUAAACGCAUAAAAUAAUUUUUAUUAAAAUUAUUAUUUAUUAAUUUGUUUGUACAUAAAACAAUAUUAUUAUUGCUGAAGGCCUCAUUAUUUAAUUUUAAUUUUUAAGACAAAGAGGGGGGUCAUAUUAUUGUUUUUAUUAUCAUUCCAUUUUAUUUAUUUUUAAUUUCAAGUGCAUAUAAGGGUUUUUUAAAUUUGAUUUUCAAACAUAAAUCCCUAUAAACAAUCACAUUCUAAGUACAUAAUAUAAAUUUAUUAUGUAUUCAGUUAUUUUAAUUAUUGCGCGGCAUUUAUUUUUAUAAAGUCGAAAAGGUAUAUUUUUAUCGUCUAUAUACUUACAAGAAUGAAGCUAUUUAUUAAUUAAUGUAUUGUUAAUUAUUUAGUUACCAGAGUUCCUGAAUACAGAGACUAGUGUAACCAUAAAGAGAGGAAUUUUAUAAUAGUGAAAGAUAAUUAUAUUUAGUUAAAUUAUUUAUAUAUAUAUAUAUAUAUUAAUAAAUAACAUAAAAUUAUAUAUUUUAUUUGUUGAUAAAUUAUUUUUAGGUGUGUGUGGAAAAUGAAUAAUAAUAAUAAUAACAAUACAGUUUUAAAUGAGUAGUUUCAGUAUAAUAUAUAAUUUAUGGAAAAAAAAAAAAAAAAAAAAAACACUUUUUAAACAUUAUAUUAUAACAAGAUAAUCAUUAAUAUGUAUGUUACUCUAAAACCGUUAUGACAGCUUUAUAAUAUAUUAUAUAAAUAUACGACUAUGCAAAGCAAUGAUAGGAUAUCAUACAAUUAAAAUAAACUUAAUAUAUAUCGUUUUAAUAAAAAAUAAUGUUAAGUCGAUUCAAUUGUAUUAGAUGAAGAAAAAAAAAAAAAACACUUUUUAAACAUUAUAUUAUAACAAGAUAAUCAUUAAUAUGUAUGUUACAAACAAAUAGAAAUUCUCUAGGUUAUUAUAAUAUUAUAUUGUUGUUAAGUCAAUUAAGUUUUCGAUGAAAUACGACAGAAUUAGUAUUUUGUGUUCCUAUAUAUAUAUAUAUAUAUACAUUACAUAGUAAAAGAUUGCUUUUUUAAAAUUAAAGAAAUAUUAUAUAUAUAUAUAUCGUAAGUGGUUUUUGUAAGUUAGAGCUAAAAACGUGAUUACUGUAUUUUUUUUUUUUUUUUUUUUUUUUCUAUUCACACAAAAUUAAUAAUAUGUCGUAAAAACACAAAAAAUGUAUUAUCUGUGCAUGUUCAUAUUUUCAUAAACAUCAUCGAAUUGUGUUCGUUGAAUAUUUUAAAUUUUUUUGUUUUUGUUUUUUUUUUUUAUUAUUAUGUUUUAUGUAUUAAUUUAUUGAUAAAAAUAAUAAUAAUAAUAAUAAUUUUAAAAUAAGAUUCAAAAUUGCCAAAGUUUGCCUAGUUACCUAGUGCCUGACAUUUACUCCCAUUUCAUGACGAUUAUUAUUAUUAUUAUUUUUAUUUUUAUUAUUACUAUUGUUGUUGUUAAACACGUCGGUUGAUAUAUUGUUGUUUUAGAUUUCGGUAAAAUUAAUUAAGGUAGGCAAUAUUGUAAUCUUGCGUCGGAGAGACAGACCGCGUUUUAGCUCGUAACUCAAACAAUCGCUUAUAUUAUUAUUAUUAUUAUUAUUAUAUACGUAUAUGCUCAUUAAAAAAUAUAACAUUAUAUUAUAUACCAUUACCAUCGAUUUAAAUAACGAAUAACGAUAUUACAAUAAUUAUUGUUAUCUCUUACUGAUUUAUGACACUAUAAAAAAAAAAUAAAUAAUAAUAAUAAUAAUUAAUAAAAAAAAAAAAAAAAACUUAUGUAUCUUAGUUGAUGUUGUGAACGUUAUAUCGGAUUGUAGCAAUAAUAAUAAUAAUAAACAAACAAAAAAGUUAAGUAAAAUUGUAUGUUGUUUAUGUAUUGAAAAAAAAAAAAAACCAUCAAUGUAGUCUGUAAUGUAAUUAUAUUAUUCGAGCACAUAAAAGGAAUAAAAAAAAAAAAAAACAUAUUUUUUUUUUGGCCCGUUGAUUUUACCACGAUAUUGUGUACGGUUUUACCAACGAAAACUUAACAAACUCGAAUAAAUGAAAUAAAGUACGUUUUUUUCGAAACAUGAAAAUAAAAAAAGUUUUGUACCGUUCAUUCCAGGGACACCGUCUUCAAGCGACGGUUUUUAAACGUCUAUCACACUUUCGCCAUUUAUUCUGUUCUCCACUAACAAUGUCGCGCGGCAUAAAAAACAAACAAAUAUCAUUAACAUCAUUACACCUACUUACACAUUGUUCAUCAUUAUCGCUUUUUGCACGCAGUUUCUCGCUCUUCUAUAAUAUUGCUCAUAAUAAUAAUAUCCGCCGCCUAUGGGGUCAAGCAGCACAUUAUUAAUAUUUUUAACAUUGCGUUUUUUUUUGUUUUUUUUUUUUUUUGUGUCACGCUUCUACAGGUAUAUUUUUUUUUCGGUUCGAUUUAUUUUUAUUUUUUAUUUUUUUUUUUUUAGGCGACCUGUUAAUUUAGUACCCGGCCCGCGUAUUCAAAGUCGACUGCACCAAUUUCAACGCAAUUGAUAAUAUUUUGUCAAUUCUUCCCCUUAUUUAUGGCUUUUCGUCGAGUUACCAUUGAUAAUAUUAUGUUGUACGCGUGUACAAAAAAAAAAAAAAAAAAAAAAACCAAACAAACAAACAAAUUUGUUGUCGUUUCUCGAUUCGGGUGUUGUUAUUUUUUUUUUUCUGUACACAUCAUACUCGCAAUUAUUAUGUGAUAAUAUUACUAAAAAGAAAAAAAAAACAUUAUUACGAUGUCGGUUAUCGGCCGCCGAACGCAAGAGACGCGAAAGAAGACCAAAAAAAAACCCAAAUCGUAUUUCCCGGUUCCUAUAUAGGCGAAUAGAAAACGAUACGUUGUACUAUUAUUAUUAAAAUAUCGCGAAACGAACAAAUCGUUCGCGGCGCGCCGAGUGCACGGUAUUUUUUACGUUGUUAUCGUUGAUGGCGUUUUGUUUUCGACAAAAAGACGUCAGGGAAAAAAAAAAGAAAAAAAAGACGAUUCGUUGUUAUUAUUAUUAUUAUUAUUAUUAUUUUUGUAAUAUUACGUACGAGAUAUUUGUGUUGUUGUGCCGCUGCGUGGAGGCCGUGUCCGUCGAGCAGGGCCCCGUCCGUCCGAAAACGGUUCGGACCAUCCCCCGCUCACCAUCCACUACCCCGCACCGCCCAUCGAAAUGCAUUGUGCGGAGGAAGAGGAAGAAGAAAACGAAAAAAAAAAAUAAAAAACAAAUCACAUUCGCACUUUCCGCACAGUGGUUUCGAACGGGUGAUGUGUAAGGUACUUACGAAAAUAUUUGUAAAACGCAUUAUUAUUAUUAUUAUUUUUUUUAUUAUUAUUAUUAUUAUUAUUACUUGUAUAGGUAUUGUAUUUUUAUUACGUUGUAUAGGUUUGUUUAUGUAUAUAUAUAUAUUUUUAUUUUUUUUUUUUUUUUAAUUAUAUUAUUAUUAUUAUUAACA
Cinara cedri is the source of this 17435-nucleotide messenger RNA. NCBI's taxonomy places the organism in Eukaryota, Metazoa, Arthropoda, Insecta, Hemiptera, Aphididae. The record is from the annotation of a GenBank genome assembly.